Molecule: messenger RNA, 3756 nt
Organism: Dermacentor silvarum
Lineage: Eukaryota; Metazoa; Arthropoda; Arachnida; Ixodida; Ixodidae
Gene: Dak1
Product: UMP-CMP kinase 1-like
Exons: 7
Coding region: 168-887 (239 amino acids)
Biological process (GO): CDP biosynthetic process; 'de novo' pyrimidine nucleobase biosynthetic process; UDP biosynthetic process
Cellular component (GO): nucleus; cytoplasm
Molecular function (GO): ATP binding; UMP kinase activity
Source: RefSeq, a predicted model, not a curated record
CGCUAGAGGCAAACGUUGUUGACGCCAAGCGAAUGGGGCUAAAGUAGAUAUGUGUACGGGUUACCGCGGCGCCUCUGGUGAUUCACCACAGCAGUCGCAGGUCGCUACUGAACGCGGAAUGGCCUCGUUGGAUUCGCUCUUCAGCCUCGUCGUUUGUUUGCCGUGUGAUGCUUGUGCCUAUCGCGACUAGCAUUCGUGUGCUCCACUGCUCGAUUGAGCGUUUCCUGCCUGCGGCGGGAUUGUUGACACGUGUCAUCGGCGGCGAGGCGUGGGGACCUCUAAAAGCUAUGUCUGGUCCCAAGCCGAACGUGGUCUUCGUUCUGGGGCCUCCCGGUUCGGGCAAAGGGACGCAGUGCCAGAAACUAGUCGAGAGAUUUGGCUACAAGCACCUGUCAGCGGGAGACCUUCUGCGGGAAGAGAAAGGCACCCCGGGUUCCCAGUUUGGCGAAGUCAUUGACCAUCACAUUCGCAAUGGCACUAUCGUGCCUGUGGAGAUAACUUGCCGCUUACUGGAUCGGGCGAUGCAGUCAAGCGGGAAGAGUCACUUCCUAAUUGAUGGCUUCCCACGCAACAAGGACAACCUGGACGGCUGGAACCGGGAGAUGUCGGACCGGGUCAACCUGCAGUUUGUGCUCUUUCUCGAGUGCCCAGAGGAGGUCUGUGUCCAGCGAUGCCUCAGCAGAGGCCAGGCAGGCAGUGGUCGUACGGACGACAACAUAGAGAGUCUCCGCAAAAGGUUUAAGACAUACACAAAUGACACACUUCCAAUUGUGGAGUACUACGACAAGCAGAAUUUGGUCAGGCGGGCCGACACAAGCUGCAACGACCCCAACGAGGUCUUUAAAGGCGUUGCAAAGCAUUUUGAACCUUUCGAAUCCACCAAGUGAACAGAAGCAACUCGCGGCUGGGCAUGUCCCAUUGUCUGCAUAGUUGAGAUUACUACUUGUAUGUGAAAGGAUUAUGAGUAUUUUUUAGCCUUUUUUGGACAAACCUUGUGACAUUCUUGCUGUAAACUGGACAGUGUGAGAGCUAUGCUUCGAUUAAUGGCAUAGCAUGGCAUUUACAGUGUUUUCUGCCUUCCCGAAUCACUUGUUUAUUUCCGUGUGUGCUUUGCACUUUUGUACCCUGCAUCACGCAAUGGACCAAUCAUGAUAUGAGGAAUGCUUGUGAAGAAGUUAUGUUUUGCAUUGCUGGAGGCAUUUUUUAGGGUGGUAGGUAACUUACAAGACUGUGGACCCUUUUAGGAUAAGACGAGUUGGCCAAUGUUGUCCGCAAACAAUGUCUUAUUGGUGGCCCAGUCACGCUAGAGCAUCAGCAGAUGUCAGGUUACAUGUUCUUGUCGUUGAUGCUUCAGUGUGACAGAGACGCCUACAAUGUAUUUCCGGGCGAUGAUGUUGGCCAAUUUGUUUCCGGGUGCGACAGGGCCCUUAAGGGUCAGAAGUGCAAGAAAUAUAAGUGGCUGCAUCAGGAAAAGUGCAAAUAUAACAUUCAUUCGCCUUUCUUUUUUAUUGAAGACGAGAACAGCGCAAGACGGGUGUAUACUUUCUGCAUUACAUUGUUAGUGCAGGAAAGAUCAUUCUCGGCUUUCUGUUAUUCAUAUUAUUUAAGGCUGCCCACCAGAACAUAGCACUCUGUAGUGUGAGUUUCGAAAAGUGUAGUAAGGUGCUGUUAUAAUGUGCAAGUGUAGGGAGAUUCAGCUUUUUGUACAGGCCUUCGACCUAAACGGAUAACAAAUGCUGUGCUGUGAAAAAGUAGCAGUAAAAUGCUGGACGACUCUUAUCAUUCGUGAAAAGAUCAAAGGUUACUUUUGAAAAAUACCCAAGGAAGAUUUGUGACAAACCAGAAGCAAACGGAAGUUAGAACCAUCUGUGGGAACCACAAGUUUUGGACGACACAUUUCGUAAAUCUCUUUUGUAGAUAGGUCCACUUGGCUAAACACCAGUGCUAGACAUGAGAGUGCCCUUGUUCACUUCUGAGUUGUGCCUCAAAAAGGUGUGUAUCACAGAAUUUCCCCAUAUUUACUGUCGCCAGCAAAACACAUGUUGUCACUUUUUUGCUGACCAAUUCAAAUUUAUAGUUUCCUGCUAUUAAGAACGCAAUUUGUUUUUCGGUAAAAGUUAUGGCAAAGGACAGAUCACUUGGAGGGCCAGCUCAAAGAAUAUUAUGUGAUCUUCCUUUUCAAUAAAAUGAGCUGCAUGGGGCACUUCAUUCUAGUUUGGUUAGAACUAGGGACUGAAUUGAUGGCCUAUAUGUCUGCAACUGUAUGAGAUGUACCCAACUUAGCUGAAACAGACGAAUAUUUUGCUCAAACAUUUAUCCGGCACUGUAGGUAAUACAGAAAUGUCAGAAAAGCCGAGAGCCGUCUUUACCACCUUGCUGCUGAGACAAAUCGAAAACUUGUAUUCACUGCUUGAAAGUUAGUUAUUGAUCGAAAAUGGAUUGCCUUUCUUGGCAGAAGCAACCGAAUCUUUUUUUUUCAUUGAGUCACUCAGUGCCCGUUGCAAUAGCAGAUGACACAGCCGAGGCACCACCUGCCACGCUGCUCAAGCGCGAGUACCCACAUCAGGCACCUUGCAAUGCUUGACCCUGACUGUUCCCUCUAGAGUUCCGUAUAAAGUAUCGUGCAUUUGCCAAGCCUCAAGCAUACUGGGAUUGUGUGUGGUACCACGGAAGUUGAACAAGUCUUACAAUAUCUAUUUGAUUACAAGAGUGCAGGUUCUUUAGCGACCAAAGCGCAAGCUAAUGGUCACGGCCUUCAUUGCUGUUGCAAAAAAAAAAAAAAAAAAGAAGGCUGUUCAUUGAGCAAAUGAAUAGUUCUCAAUUUAUGGUAAUUGCAUUUCAAUCAUGUCAUGUUGCAUUAAUUUUAGUGAUAAUAUAUACAUUCAUAUCAUGACAGCAUGUUGUGUUUUUCACUGCUUGCAACUAGACAAGGUCUGCAGGGUGUGCAUGGUUGAUACCGUGUGAAAAAGCGAUUUGAUAGUGUAGCGUGGAUGAUUCUACAGCCACAUCUUCUGCUCUGAGACUAGUGCACCGUAUUUGUACGCACAUAACCUGCAGCCAGAGAGAAAGUUUGGUUUCAGUUGGGUUUGGGUGCAUAACCAGGUGCACCGGUUGCGCACAGAUACUGCAUUCAAGCACAACUUUUUGGCAGCACAACUUUCAUUGAUGCAAAAGACAGAUUUACCGUUAAAAGGACACACACAAAAAAGGAGACAAGAGGAACAGUCUGUGUGUGUCCUAUUAGCAGCAAAUGUGUAUUUCGAACAACUAGGCCAAGAAGCAGUCCUUUUGACAAUAACUGUUGUGAAUCUGCACCCGAGCUGUAAAUCUCAACUCGUCAAUAGAGAGCUGUAAUUCAGGUGGCAAGAUAACAUACAUAAGCAUAUUGUUUAAAGAGCAUUUUUUUUUUUUUUGUGCUGGCAAAAUGCUGGUUUACUUUUAUAGAAAUAUAUGAACAUAGACCCAUGUGCAUUUCUAGAACAGUUCUUUUCUUUCAAACUGUUUCUUUAAAUACACAAAGCUGUGAGUGUUUUAACGCUCUUGCAGCUUUUUGUAGUAUGCAGCCCAAAGCAGGGAGCAUGACACUGCAGUACUUACUAAAAGCUCUGUCUUGGACUUUCAAAUUUGUGCUACAAAAGUAGGAGGCAUUGAUUCUAUUACCAGUAUUGCUCUGUUUAUGAUGCAAUUAUUUUAUGUCUGUGCUGUAGGUCAUAGCAUUGUAUUGCUUGUACAAUAAACCUCUUGUGCUGUGUAGAA